Messenger RNA from Carassius auratus (goldfish), 1605 nucleotides. RefSeq names its product mitochondrial-processing peptidase subunit beta-like. Gene Ontology annotation, cellular component: mitochondrion. The transcript has 13 exons. The coding region runs from base 79 to 1494 and encodes 471 amino acids. Gene Ontology annotation, molecular function: metalloendopeptidase activity; metal ion binding. Lineage: Eukaryota; Metazoa; Chordata; Actinopteri; Cypriniformes; Cyprinidae. The record is from RefSeq and is a predicted model, not a curated record.
AUGUUGAAUAAUGCAUGACGUAAGCGUUCUUCUGCCCAAUCGGAAUGCUUCUUUUAAAACAACGUCACCCAAAACAGAAUGGCGGUGUCCGUACAGCGUCUCGGCGCAGCGGGGAGACACUUUAUAAAGAAUUUAUUGAACACCAGAACCUUUAGCAGGACGAGAUCCACCCAGGCUGUCAGUCAGGUGGUUUUAAAUGUACCUGAGACAAAGGUCACGACCCUUGACAACGGGCUCAGAGUGGCAUCUGAAGACUCGGGCCUGACCACGUGCACGGUUGGACUGUGGAUUGAUGCUGGGAGCCGUUAUGAAAAUGAGCACAAUAAUGGUACAGCACACUUCCUGGAGCACAUGGCUUUCAAGGGCACCAGGAAGAGGUCUCAGCUGGACCUGGAGCUGGAGAUCGAGAACAUGGGAGCUCACCUGAACGCAUACACCUCCAGAGAGCAGACGGUGUACUACGCCAAAGCCUUCUCCAAAGAUCUGCCCAGAGCGGUGGAAAUCCUGGCGGACAUCAUUCAGAACAGCACGCUGGGAGAGGCCGAGAUCGAGCGCGAGCGGGGCGUCAUUCUCCGAGAGAUGCAGGAAGUGGAGACCAACCUGCAGGAAGUGGUGUUUGAUCACCUGCACGCUACAGCCUAUCAGGACACGCCUCUCGGGAGAACCAUCCUGGGCCCUACGGAGAACAUCAAAAGUAUAAAUCGAGGGGAUCUGGUGGAGUACAUCACUACACACUACAGGGGACCGCGGAUUGUGUUAGCUGCAGUCGGAGGAGUGUCACAUAACGAGCUCAUCGAUCUGGCUAAAUUUCACUUUGGAAAGCUGCCGGCCAGAUACAGCAGAGAGGCUUUACUGCCCUGCCACUUCACCGGCAGCGAGAUCCGUGUGCGGGAUGAUAAGAUGCCUCUGGCUCAUAUAGCCAUCGCUGUGGAGGCCGUCGGCUGGUCGCAUCCGGACACCAUCCCGCUCAUGGUGGCCAAUACACUCAUCGGGAACUGGGAUCGCUCGCUCGGAGGCGGGAUGAACUUGUCCAGUAAGCUGGCACAGAUGGCGUGUCAGGGGAACCUGUGCCACAGCUUCCAGUCCUUCAACACCUGCUACACCGACACGGGUCUGUGGGGGCUUUACCUGGUGUGUGAAGCAGGGACCGUCAGCGACAUGAUGCGCUUCACACAGCUGGAGUGGAUGUCUCUGUGUACGAGUGUGACUGAAAGCGAGGUGAACCGAGCCAAAAACCUGCUGAGGACAAACAUGCUGCUUCACCUGGACGGAUCCACUCCCAUCUGUGAGGACAUCGGCCGGCAGAUGCUGUGUUACAGCCGCAGGAUUCCUCUGAACGAGCUGGAGGCCAGAAUAGAUGCCAUCGAUGCCACAACCAUCAAAGACGUGUGCAUGAAAUACAUCUAUAAUAAAGCUCCUGCUAUAGCAGCCGUUGGUCCGAUCGAGCAGCUCCCGGACUAUAAGAGCAUCCGCGGUGACAUGCAACGGCUGUGAAGCGUCUGCACAUUAACAAGAGAAUUUAAGAUGCGCUUUUUCAUGUUUAUUUUAUUAUAAAAUAAAGAACAACACAAUAAAGUUAAAAGACCAUGUCAUGUGUGUGUUUGU